Messenger RNA from Annulohypoxylon truncatum, 1542 nucleotides. Its product is annotated as Clavaminate synthase-like protein. Bases 120 to 1199 code for a protein of 359 amino acids. NCBI's taxonomy places the organism in Eukaryota, Fungi, Ascomycota, Sordariomycetes, Xylariales, Hypoxylaceae. The record is from RefSeq and is a predicted model, not a curated record. Gene Ontology annotation, molecular function: dioxygenase activity. The transcript has 2 exons.
GUGGAAGGGGUCAGGAGCUAGUGAGCGAGAAGACGAGAGAGAGCUCUGAACGCUGACCUUAUCCUUAACCGACCUCGACUAUCUUCACCUAGCAGCAAACCAAUAAAAACGAAAUAACAAUGGCCAUCUCAACCGAAGUCCCGCAGACCGUGGAGUGGAACGGGAAGAAGGUCCCGGUCUACCCCAUGGAGAUCAUCGACUUCUCGAAGCUGCUCUCUCAGGAGCCCCUCGAGAUUGAGAGACUUGUCAAGUGCUGCCAGGACGCGGGAUACUUCUACCUGGACCUUCGAGGAAUCGACGGCCGUAGGAUGCUCGAGGACCAGCAGGACACGUUGAAGCUCAUGUACCGCUUCUUCGACGCUCCCCUCGAAGCUAAGAACGAGUUCGGUCUUGUUGCUCCACAUCUCGGCUACGAGCCGAUCGGCUCGCGCACCGGCGUCCUAGAGAACACCAAGGACGGGUACGAGAUGAUCAAAGUCUCGCGCGACGAGAUCCAGAAGGACAGCCCGCACCUGCCGGCCGUGAUCAAGAACAGCCCGGACAUGAAGGUGCUCGAGCACGCCAUCGCAGGCGCCAACAUCGCCACGAAGACCAUCCUGACCGCGCUAUCGACCGGGUUAGGUCUCACCGGCGCCGAGCGCUUCGAGAACUCGCACCGGAACGAGCGGCCGUCGACGAGCACGCUCGCCAUGAUGCACUACAUCCCGUCCGACCCGUCGGCCAAGAACAUCGGGCACCAGAAGCACACGGACAUCAGCUCGCUGACCUUCCUGUUCGCCGAGCAGUGGGGAUUGCAGGUGCGUCCCCCCGGGUCCAAAGAAUUCGGGUUCGUAGAGCCGAAACCCGGGAUGGCGGUGAUCAACGUGGGGGACUCGCUGCGCUUCGCGUCGGGGCACACGAUGCAGUCGUGCAUCCACCGCGUGGUACCCCUAGACCCGACCGAGCACCGCUACUCGAUCGCGUACUUCCUGCGCGCCGAGAACGACACCGUCUUCACCGACAGCGAGGGGCGGCUGAUCACCGCCGGCCAGUGGCACGACGAGAAGUUCUUCGCCUUCACCAGCCCGCCCGAGAUCCAGGCCCUGGCCCCGAGCUCCAUGAUCCUCGGCGGCAUGACCGAGGACGACGAGUCCAAGGACGCGCCUAGCCCCGUCUUGGGCGCGGGCGACGGCUUGAAGGAGUCCGUCCAGGUGUUCUAGACGAGAAUAUACGGAACCGCCCUCUUGAAUUUCUAAGAAAGGGGAGAAGGAUAAGCGGGGGUUUAAGAGAGAAAGAUGGGCUGAUACCUACCUGCUAACGGUCGUUAUCCCUUAAGGACUCCCCGAGAACAUGAAGAGUGCUCAUUGUCUCUCGUUGCGUGCUGGAUCAGGUAGUAGAUCUUCUAGAUCGCCUAAUACACAAGGCAGAUAGAUGGAGGGAACCAAUAUACUCCAUAGGUACUAUAUGUAGUCUUCGAAAUAGGACUGUUUCUUUUGUCGUUAUGACAGACUUGACCUGUAACCCGUAACUCGUAAUUGAAAAGAGAUCAAGCAACUACCUAGG